AUGGCAUUCAACUUACCUACCCACAGAUUCAGCGCUUUCAGGCCACGGUACAAUCUGUAUAGUAGGCCACCACCACAUUCCCUCAGGGAAUCCUUGAAGGCAUACGAAAUACAAGAGAUAGAAUGGAGUAUCAAGGCGUUGAUGGGAUCUGCCAUGGAUCUCUACCUGCCCAUCGCCGCAGGUAGUAGCACGUAUGGCUGCGUGGACACCGCUAUGGAAAAUGAUGAAGAAGUUGAACUUCUGAGCAUAGUUUCAGUAACAAAUAUCUGGGGUGAUGCUGCAUGGUCUCGGUACCAGUCGCCGAAGAAGAAAAAACUCGUUCGCGGCCUGCACAAAGGCAUAAAUAAGUACAUCGAUCGCCACUGCAAGAAGCAUGCGAAAACCGACCGUUUACGCGAGCGCAUGUACAUCGCGCUCCAAGCUGCACUGGUUGAUGUGGAUAUUGACGAUAUCAUGCUCGCUAAGAAACGGGCAGAGCAAUCUCAGAACGACCUCAUCCCACCUGCAGUAGCGGAAUGCAUUUUCAACAGAGUCCACAAUUUUGUCUCCAAGAGAGUUAGACGCAGCUUCUUAUUCCUGGGAGCUGCACCGACCAUGAAAUUAUCAGCGUCAAGCGCUAUGUACAAUCAAACCACAAUGCCCGGACACUUUGCCGACUGA
Messenger RNA from Suillus fuscotomentosus, 660 nucleotides. RefSeq lists its product as uncharacterized. Bases 1 to 660 code for a protein of 219 amino acids. The record is from RefSeq and is a predicted model, not a curated record. Lineage: Eukaryota; Fungi; Basidiomycota; Agaricomycetes; Boletales; Suillaceae. The transcript is spliced from 4 exons.